AUGGAGAGAGCAAAGAGGCGUUUCGCAUCGGCUUUAGACGGUCUUCGAUCACUGGGAAAAGUCGAAGUGACAGUGGAUGAGAGGAUACAAUCUGAACAUUGUGCUUUUUUCAAGAUCGUUCGUCACGGUUUCCCGGAUGAUGCUCGUUGUAUAGCUUAUGAUCCAGUGCAACGACUUUUAGCGAUUGGAACAGGACAUGGAACUUGUAGAAUCAUUGGCGAUGUCGGUGUUGAUUAUCUCCUUCGACACGAGACAGAUCAUCCAGUCCUUCAUGCUCAAUUCUUGAUAAACGAGGGUGGAUUGAUCACAGCUUGUGCUAAUGACAUGAUCCAUUUAUGGAAUUUUCGACAAAAACGCGCCGACAUCGUUCACUCGCUACAGCUGAACAAGGAAUCAGUGACCUGUAUCCAUCUUCCUUUACAAAGCAAAUGGCUCUUCGUUGGAACUGAUAAGGGAAACGUCUACUCGGUCUCUGUGGGCACAUUUCAAAUGAGUAGCUAUGUGAUCAAUUGGAAUAAAGCGAUCGAUUUAUCUUGCCGUGUUCAUCCGGGCUCUGUGAAGCAACUCUCGGCUUGUCCAAUCGAUCCAUCUCGUUUGUUGAUCGUUUUCGAGAAAGGAGUCGCCGUUGUAUGGAAUCUUUCAACGAGAGAAGCUGAUCGUUUCCCACUCGAUCCGCCAAUCAAAUGUGCUAGUUGGCACUACGAUGGUCGUCAAGUGAUGUGCGGGAAUGUCGAUGGAUCGGUGUCGAUAUUCAACGCGAGAAGAGUCAAUGAACCGGUGCAGAGAUCCACUCCACACGGUCAGGGUCCAUGUCGAGCAAUCCAUCAACUGGAUUGGAGACACUGGAGUGAAAACAACGAGCAACUUGUGAUUUUCAGUGGAGGUAUGCCAACAGACGAUGGUGUCCCAGUGCCAGCUCUCACCCUUCUCAAAGCUGCUCGUUCGGCGACUGUCCUUGAAAUGGAUAACCCAAUUCUAUCAUUUAUCACACUACCAAUGGCUCCAUGGCCGUCAUCUCCUCAACAACCGCACGCUGUAGUCGUUUUGUUAAAAGGAGACAUUAUGUAUAUUGAUCUACAAAAAGAGAAUUAUCCUUGUCUGGAAUCCCCACACGCGAUGGAUCUGCACGAAUCUCCGGUGACCGCUGUCUCCUAUCAUUCUGAAUGCCCAUCUGAUUUGAUGGGCGCUUUGGCGUUGGUCGGAUGUAAACAACGGAAAAAGGGAUUCUCUGAUAGGCAAUGGCCAAUCAAUGGUGGUGUCGGGCGAGAGGCGGCGAGUGGAUAUCAAGAAUUGCUGAUCACUGGCCAUAAAGACGGCACAGUUCGCUUCUGGCAAAGCUCCGGCGAGCAUUUGCAGAUUUUGUACAGAUUAAAGACUGCCUCACAUUUCGAGCGAUUAGAGCAAAGCGAUCAGUUGAAAGAUGUCUCGCAUUCGGUGAACUCGUUGCAUUUGUGUCCGGAGUCUCGUCUUUUGCUUGUCACCGGUCAAGCCGGUCAAUCGACUCUUUUCCGGUUUAACAAAACCGAGAGCACGAAUACGAUUGCAGUUGUUUCACUUCCAUCUGUUUGCACAAUGACAUCUUUUAAUGGUCAACAUUCAUCAGAUGAUCGACCUGGACCAAGCACUUGUCGGGAGAUGAGAAGACAGAAAAAGUUUGAUUCUCGUGAAACCGAUGUCUCGACAGAUACGGAUGAGGAAGAGGAUAAUGCAAGAAUAUUUCCAUUUAAAGUUAGAGGAGCGGCUGUGAAGAGAAGCCCCGGAUUUCAGCCAGAACUCAUCUGCAUGUUGCCUUGGCCUUCUUCUUCUCGCGCUCCACCAAUCCAAUGUGCGGCACUCAAUUCAGCGUAUGGAGUGAUUGCUAUUGCGAGUCAAGGAGGAUUAGCACUUGUUGAUAUUGCACAGUGUGCUUUGAUUUACGCCUGGGCGACGAGUGAACUCUAUGGAGCUGAGCCGACUCCAAAUGUUCAGCUGAACGCUCAAGACUCAACAAGUCCCCCAUUCUCGGCUGAGCCAAGUGUAAGCUCACCGCCCACCUCACCCAGUCUAAAAGGAGCCUCAUCACAAACGGGAAUCGACAUCCUUCCCGCCUCCCGAACACCACAAAGAGCAAAGACAUUCACGGGGAAAAGUCGCGGUGGAAUUGGAUCGAUAUUUCGGAGAAACACCUCAGAGAUGUCACCUACUGCAGCCACGAACACCAGGGAGAAAUAUAAAGGACGAGGGGGGGAAAAUCAUGAAGAAGAGAAUGGGCACAAAGAGGAAUUGGAAAGACCCGUGAAUGCAAAUCGGAGUCAAUCAGUGAAAACGGGCGGAGGACCGGGUGCAAUAAUGAGAAGAUUGACGAAUAAGAAGAAAGCACAAGUACAACGAUCACACUCAUUUCAUGAGGGACCUGAUGGAAUCGAUGAAGCGACGACAGCGCAAGAUGUGCGUUCGCAAGGCGGCGCCUCGCCGGCUCCAGUUGGUCGUUCUCGGACCCAAGAUGGAAUGAAUUCGUCGAAAAACUCACAAAGACCAUUGCUCGCGAAAGCUCAAUCGUUAAUGGAACCCCAGCAACAGAAUGGUGAUUCAUCUCGAGAAUCCCCACGAGAACCAUCUCGUCCAAUUCCUUCAACUGGACCCGUCCCCUCACCCACUUCAUCACAGCAUUCUUUUGAAAGAUCGUCGAGUAAUGUGAGAGCGGACUAUGACGGGGAAUUCGUCUCAUCACUGUCAUUCAUCCAUGCAUCGACACGGAAAAACGAUGCAAAAGCAGGCGCCUCAUUAUGGGUGGGUACCUCAAAUGGUGCUUGUGGCGGUCUUUCACUUCUUCUUCCGCAAGAUCGACUCGCUUCCACUGUGGUCGUCGCUCCAUCUGGUACGGUUGUACGAAAUCGAGGUCAAGUAUUGCAUACGAGUUUCAUGGAUGGAGCCUUCUGUUUGCUGGCACCUGCAGCUGAACCUUUCAGAGAUGCGUCUAGAGAUAGUCCUGAUUCGAUACAACAGGUUGUAAAUCGGGUUCGAACGAAAACGACCGUCUCACCAACUGUCUCAAACAGUGUCGAUUUAGAGGGAUCGACGAAUGGAUCCACUUCCGAUAUCUCUCAAGUGGUAAUCGUGGUGGCUGAAUGGGAAAUUCGCGUCUUGGCUUUACCCUCAUUCAGUCUAAUCUUUCAUCACAAAUGCGAUGAGAUACCCAUUGUAAAGGCUUUAUCCACGCAUGUGAUCGGUCAACCCGUUUUGAUUUGUCUCUCGGCGGCCGGACAAAUCCAAGUGCUCUCCCUUCCAUCACUCCGACCACUUCUCUCACAUCAACUCAUCCCGCAUUCGCUUGAGAUCGAUGAUCCAAUCGUUCAAAAGACGGUUUUCUCCGAGCACGGCUUGGGCGUCUACAUGGCGAGUCCUAGUGAGAUCGAGAAGUUCACGGUAUGCGCCGAGCUGGGCGAGCAAGUCGAUGAGGCUUUGGGGGAACUCUUCGUGCCCGUCGACAUGCCCGAACCACCAAAACAGACUUCGUUACUAAAAGGCGGACUCUCAGCGCUUUUCUCGGCCAAUUCACGACAAGAGACCGUCGAUUUGGAUACACUUUUCAGCGAUCGUGAUAAACCUCCAUCAGCGGCGACAUCGAUGCGAAGUGUGGCAAAAAUGAUCCCUGGACCGUCAAUCUCAAUGGAUCGAGCACAUCAAGGAGGAGUUUCGGCUGGGAUGGCUGCACAAAUGGCUAUGCAGAAUCUAUCCGAGCGUGGCGAACGGUUGAAUCAGGUGGUGGACACGACGGAGAAUCUCAAGAAUUCAGCACAGAGUCUCUCCUCACGAACGGGGAAACUCGUCGAGAAAUACGAGAAGAAAAAAUGGUACAAUUUC
Mesorhabditis belari is the source of this 3843-nucleotide messenger RNA. The record is from the annotation of a GenBank genome assembly. NCBI's taxonomy places the organism in Eukaryota, Metazoa, Nematoda, Chromadorea, Rhabditida, Rhabditidae.